This is a messenger RNA of Drosophila bipectinata, 3238 nucleotides long. RefSeq names its product elongation factor-like GTPase 1. Gene Ontology annotation, cellular component: ribonucleoprotein complex; cytosol. NCBI's taxonomy places the organism in Eukaryota, Metazoa, Arthropoda, Insecta, Diptera, Drosophilidae. The record is from RefSeq and is a predicted model, not a curated record. Gene Ontology annotation, biological process: cytosolic ribosome assembly. Gene Ontology annotation, molecular function: GTPase activity; ribosome binding; GTP binding.
GCGAAAUUGCCGCGUGCGGGGUUUGUUUACAAAUACAAUUGGACCUACUGGUGAAAUUCCAGUUAAAAUUCCAUUGACAGUUGGAAGGAACAUACCACACCGGUAGAAAACAGGAUGCCCGUCGUUGAGGGCAGCGAUCUGGUCCAGCUGCAGCGUCGCCAGCAGCAGGUGAGGAACAUCUGCAUUCUGGCCCAUGUGGAUCAUGGCAAGACCACUCUGGCGGAUUCGCUGGUGGCCAGCAACGGCAUCAUAUCCCAGCGGAUGGCUGGUAAACUCCGGUACCUGGACAACAGGCAGGACGAACAGGAGCGAGGAAUCACCAUGAAGAGCAGCAGCAUAUCCCUAUACUAUCAGGAGACUCAACAAGUUGAUGGGGAGCCGGACUUCCUCAUAAACCUGAUUGAUUCCCCCGGGCAUGUGGACUUCUCAAGCGAGGUCUCGACGGCAGUGAGGUUAUGCGAUGGUGCCAUUGUCGUGGUGGAUGUUGUAGAGGGCGUGGGUCCCCAGACACGUGCCUGUCUAAAGCAGAUCUACGAGGAGCAACUGAAGCCGGUCCUGGUUCUGAAUAAACUGGAUCGUUUGAUACUGGAGAAGCAGUUGGAUCCCCUGGAUGCCUACUUCCACUUAAUGCAGAUCCUGGAGCAAGUCAACGCCGUCUUGGGAAGCAUUUUCGCCUCGGAUGUUCUAGCCCGCGAGGACAUAACCAAGAAGGACAACUACGAGUCGGCCCUGGAGGAAGUAGAUGACUCGGAGCUGUACUUCACGCCUGCCUCCGGAAACGUUGUGUUCUGCUCCGCCUACGACGGAUGGGCUUUCUCCGUAAAGGACUUUGCUGCCAUGUACGCGAAGAGAUUGGAAAUAAAGAGCCAGGAUUUGGAGCAAGUGCUGUGGGGUGACUUCUACUAUAACUCUAAGAAAAAAGAAGCCCUUCCGGGCGCUCAGGAAAAGGCGAAGAAGCCCAUGUUUGUUCAGUUUGUUUUGGAGAAUAUAUGGAGUUUGUACGAUAUUAUAGCCAUCCGGAAGGAUAAGGAUAAGCUGCCGGGCAUAGCUGAGAAACUGGGCCUGAAACUGGCUGCUCGGGAUCUGCGGCUCACUGAUCCCAAGCUUCAGAUCAAGGCUGUUCUCGGGCAGUGGCUGCCUAUUGAUAAAUGUGUACUGCACAUGGUCGUGCAACAUGUUCCGCCGCCGCACAAAAUCAGCGAGGAGCGAGCUCAGAGAUUACUAUAUCCGGCCAACGUGGAGCUGAGCUCACUGCCUGAGGAGACUCUGAAACUGAAGGAGAGUUUCACCAGCUGCGAUUCCAGUAGCUCCAAUGUCAUCGCCUUCGUGUCCAAGAUGACGCCCGUCCAUGUCAGCCAGCUGCCGCAAAAUCGUCCCAAAAGACUAACCGACCAGGAACUGCAGCACCGCCGCGAUGAAGUGCGUCGACGGAUAGAAGAGCGCAAGCAGCAGACCGAGCAAUCGGAGCUGGAGAAGAUUAGCCAGGGCGUGGAGAAGCUCAGUACGCAGGUGGAGGAAGAGAAGAAGGCUGAGGAAACUAAACCGGACGGAGAGCCAAACGAAUACGUCUUCAUAGCCUUCGCCAGGGUGUUCAGUGGCACCUUGAAACGCGGCAUGGAGCUGUUUAACUUGUCGCCCAAGCACGAUCCCCGCCAGCCAGCGCAUCGCAAGGAGGGCGAAGCCCCCUACGCCAGCAGGGUUACCAUCGGGGAUCUGUACAUGUUCAUGGGUGGGGAACUGCAACUCUUGGAUGAGGUUCCUGCCGGAAACAUAGUUGGAAUUGGUGGCCUCGAGAGUCACAUCGUCAAAACAGCCACUCUUAGCAGCAGCUUGGAUUGCACAUCCUUCAGUGAACUGAGCAUCAUGGCCACUCCCAUUCUCCGGGUGGCCAUUGAGCCGGUGCAGCCGCAGGACAUGCCCAAGCUGGUCAAGGGCUUGAAGCUGCUCAACCAGGCGGAUGCCUGCGUUCAAGUAUCGGUGGCCCCAACGGGCGAGCAUGUGAUCACCACCUUGGGCGAGGUGCACGUGGAAAAGUGUGUCCACGAUCUCGAGCAGAGCUAUGCAAAGAUUAAGGUGAAUGUCUCCAAGCCGAUUGUGUCCUUUAGGGAAACCAUUGUGCCAGCUGCCACGGUGGAUAUGGUGAACGAAGCUAUUGUGAAGACGGCGGAGGACAAGGAUAUCAGCAAGAAGAUUGCCACCCACCAGACGCUCAACAAACUGGGAACUCUGAAGGUGAUAGCUGUGCCUCUGCCCGCGGAGGCUGUGGAGCUGUUGGAGAAGCAUGGAGAGUUCUUCAAGGAACUGGCUGCUCUUCCGCGCAAUCAAGUGCUCUCUGAGAAGUGGACCACUCUGCUGGCGUCCAUUAAACUGAAACUAGUAGCUGCUCUCCAGGACCUCCAGUUGUUUGGAUUGAGCUCGCUCUCCCCAGAGGAGCUGGUCAGCCGGGUGUGGGCCUUGGGCCCCAGGAACUGUGGCACCAACAUCCUUCUCAAUCUCAGCGAUUACGAACAACCCGACUUCUGGUCAGGUCCUAGCAAGUCCUCAGACACGGAUAUACGCUCCGCCACCGAUCCGAGGAAGGAUUUCAAUAGCUCGCUGGUGAAUGGCUUUCAGCUGACCUCCGGAGCGGGUCCUUUGUGCGAGGAGCCCAUGCAGGGUGUUUGUUUUGCAAUGCUCGAGUGGUCCAUCCAGCCAGAUAGCGAGGACUUGAAUGCAAGAGGUCCUUUUUCGGGACAAGUACUGACUGCCGCCAAGGAGGUGUGUCGACAGGCUUUCCAAAACCAGCCCCAACGCCUGGUCACUCCCAUGUAUAGUUGCAGCAUAGUCGUGAAUGCGGAAAUGUUAGGUAAAAUGUAUGCGGUAAUUGGCCGUAGGCACGGCAAGAUCCUCUCCGGGGAUCUGACCCAGGGCAGUGGAAAUUUCGCGGUCACCUGUCUCCUGCCCGUGAUCGAAUCGUUCAACUUUGCCCAGGAGAUGCGCAAGCAGACAUCUGGCCUGGCCUGUCCGCAACUGAUGUUCAGUCACUGGGAGGUGAUUGAUAUCGAUCCCUUCUGGCUGCCCACCACCGAGGAGGAGCUGAUGCACUUCGGCGAGAAGGCGGACUCCGCCAACCGGGCCAAGCUCUACAUGGACAGUGUGCGACGCCGGAAGGGUCUCUUUGUGGACGAGCAAGUGGUGGAGCAUGCCGAGAAGCAGCGCACCCUCUCCAAGAACAAGUGAUUCCCCCCUGGAUGCCUCU